UCACUGCACACGCAUGAUCGCAGCCGUGCAGUCGCGGCGCACGCGUCACCCGACGCAUCGGUAAAUGUGACCGCACCCUUACAUUCCGUUACCGAGUACCGAAAAGCUUAAUACCAUAAUAUCACUAUGCGAAAUAAAUUUAAACGGUCCUAUAAUCGUCCACUUGCUAGGUGCAUAAUUCGACUUACACGUUCAUGAUUUCGGUUUCGAUUCAAAUCCAAUUUUUCAACAUCGAAUUGAAUUUCAAAUAAUUCUUUAUAUAAGCGUUCUUGUUUUUACACGUUGGACUAUUUCCCGUUGUAUUUUCAAGGAGGUGGUUUUGUGUACGGGAUUUGUUUUUAAAGAUUUUGUGCAUCUUUUCCGAUAUGAGAAACUUAGACAACUUUACCGUCCGGAUGGCUGUCCUGGUCAUCGUCAACGCAGCUGGUGCAGGCUUCGCAGCACCAAGCGUGCUGGUCACGCGGCCUAUAUCCAGAGUUUCAGUGGAAUGGUUGCCAAUGGACAAUCAAACGUUAUACAGGCUGGAAGAAGGGGAAAGUCGAAAUCUUGAAUUAAACACGUCACUGAUAUCACAGACAGUGGUAUAUAUCACAGUCAGUCCGUGUUCUCGACAUCUACAUUGGACGUUCUAUCGUGGACCAGCUGGCAGUAGCGACUCACAAUUAACGCUAGUUCAAGAACAUGGUGGCAGCGAGAUGUACACGAUAAGAUUUCUAAUAUCUAAACAAGACAGAUAUGUACUACAGCUGUCAUCAUCAAAAGGCGGCGCAGCGGCGGUUAGCGUGCGUGGCGAAGCUACACGUCUCGUGCGCAUGCGCCUCCGAGUUAAAUCCAAACGGAGACUAUCGGCUAAUUGGGAUCCUAGUCCAAUAGAUCCCCAAGAGACAACCUACUGUGUAGUUGCAUCACAUCGAAAAAAUUACACAUCACUCUGUGCAGCACAAUACGACGUCAGAUCAAGUCGAUCAGAGAAACGGAAUCGUUUUAAUUCAGAUGAGGAGCAAUCGAAUGAAACAGAUCGUUCGAAACCAAAUUCGGUCAACAAAACUUUGCCCGAGACGAACAAAAUUGACUUCGACACAGAUGGGUUUAAUAUCUAUGAAGAAAACUUUAAGAGUGUGUACAGAAGGAAGAAAUUCGGUCGUAGCACUAGAGUAUCGAAUGAGGAUCCAGUUAUUGCGUGUGUCGGAGACAGGACGCAUCAUUUAAUUGAAAAUCUAGAUCCGAGCACGACGUAUUUUGUUAGUAUAUUUGGUGUAGCCAGGGAUCGGAGAGCUGGAUCUUUACUUGCAACAGGCAACGUCCGGCCUCGAACAUCCACAGCCAAAAGACUACGAGAAAAUAUUCCGUAUAAAGCUGACAUAAAAGGAAAAAAUGUUUAUUACUUAAAGACAACAUCAGGUGGAUCAGGUAUUUGGCUGGUUGUAUCAACUUGCGGAGGAUCGGUUGACAUAGAAGUAUCUGUGAGAGGAAAACGAUUAUACAUGGCUAAAAAUAUAGAAUCUCAUUUAAAGUUUUAUGUACCAGCGCCUAUAACUAGUUCAUCUAUUCAAGAAACAAGCGAUGAAGGAUCUGUACAAUUUGACUCUAGCUCUGAAGAAUCUAAAAUAAGAUACGUCUUACGAGUUAUACCGAAUAAAUGGUAUCGAGACGAAGCGGUUACACUCGAGCUAACAGCUUCAACGUCACGGUGGGGCAUGAGUACUCCAGAACUGGUGGAAGAUGGUGGAACAGUUCGUGAAUUGAGACCGAAAAGAUCAUGUAAAUCCGUCGACAUUGCCUUUCUUCCCGCUACCCAUAACGCUACUGAUGUUAUUAGAUAUUGUAUAUUUUCUCGUGAAAUAAUAAAUGGUGACAGCACGAUUUGCUCUCUAUCAAAAAAAUCUUCAACGAAUACUCAAUGUAUAAGUCAUAUGCAGCGACCACCAACAAGGGUGAUUGUACAAAAAGUCGUCGGCUUGAAAGCAGGAAGAAAGUAUGCCGUACAAGUAACUGCCUCGUCUAAAGGAAGCUCCGUGCCAUAUAGCAUUUUGUACGUCGAUACCAAUGUGUCUUGUAAAGAUGAAAAUUAAUCGUAUUUAGCGCGUUAGAAAAUCAGUAUUAGCUAUAUUAGUUUUAUUAUCAGUGUAUUUUAAAUUUUUAGUGAAUAUUUUUCAACCGGUUGUACUGGUUUAAGCUUUGUGUACAUAUAAAUCAUAAA
Messenger RNA from Vanessa atalanta (red admiral), 2200 nucleotides. RefSeq lists its product as uncharacterized. The coding region runs from base 366 to 2072 and encodes 568 amino acids. NCBI's taxonomy places the organism in Eukaryota, Metazoa, Arthropoda, Insecta, Lepidoptera, Nymphalidae. Gene Ontology annotation, molecular function: protein binding. The transcript has 13 exons. The record is from RefSeq and is a predicted model, not a curated record.